GGCCCUAUCCCAGCAUCACCUGAUCUGCCAUUUUCUCUUGUCUCUGCUUUCUUCCAAAGAUCUUAUCAUCAGAAUUAUGGCUUGCAGCAGUUUCAGUGGAAUGAGCUCCAAUGGCGGAGUACAAGUUAAAAUUAAGUCCAGUGCAGAAAAGUUCUGGCAGGCCAUUGUCAACUCCACAAAAUUGUUCCCAAUUGCUAUUCCUAGCCUUUACACCGCCAUUUCUCCUAGUAAUUCAGAUGGCACUGUUCGCGUCAUCACAUACGGUGAAGGUUCUCCACAAAUCAAACAGUCAGAACAGCAAAUCACUGGAAAGUACUGGCCGACAUUUUCUUAUACAAUACUGGGUGGGGAUAUCCUGAAAUACUAUGCAAGUUUCUGUGGCGAAAUAACAAUUACUACAGUGGAUGAUGAGACAUGGGUGAAGUGGACAUGGAACGGUGUGUUCCCAAAACCUAAUAACCCUACUGAUAUUGAAGUGGACUUGCAAGAACUUGCCGUGAAGACCUUGGGAAAGUUGGAUGAAUAUCUUCUGAGGGCAUAUUAAAACCCUGGACAUAUGGAGAUGACAACAAUAUUGACAUGCGCGGGCCAAUAAUAACUAAAAUGCGCCAUGCUCUUAUUCAAGUUUAUCUUCAUGUAUUUUAUCUACGUAUAAAUAAAUAACAUCUUUUAUGUAUAUUUAAAUUAAGCAGACUCUAAUUUAUGUGCAUAAGGUGUUCAUCUUUUA
Molecule: messenger RNA, 727 nt
Organism: Ricinus communis (castor bean)
Lineage: Eukaryota; Viridiplantae; Streptophyta; Magnoliopsida; Malpighiales; Euphorbiaceae
Product: MLP-like protein 423
Exons: 2
Coding region: 77-544 (155 amino acids)
Biological process (GO): defense response
Source: RefSeq, a predicted model, not a curated record